AUGGCAGAAGCAAUUGCAAACGGCGAAUCUGUAUUGUUGCAGCAGGCUCGCGAAUAUUUCGUCGCAGAGUUUGGUCGCGAGCCUGUCGCAGCCGCGGCGGCACCAGGGCGAGUGAACCUAAUAGGCGAACACGUGGACUAUUGUGAAGGUUUCGUCUUACCUGUGGCUCUGCCAUUUCUAACAGUUGUAGUGGGCAGUAACAAUGACACAAAUGAAUGUAACGUCGUGUCUAUACUCGCAAAUGGUCAACAAGUUAAGGCUAGCUUCCCAACUCCGUCAUCGUCAGUACUAAAGCCUGGGGAACCUGCUUGGGCCAACUAUGUUAAAGGAGUGGUAGCUAACUUCCCAGGGGUAAUCAACGGGUUUGAUGCAAUUAUAGUAUCUGAUGUGCCGAUGGGUUCAGGCGUAUCAAGUAGUGCUUCAUUGGAAGUGGCAUUUUUCACGUUUCUCGAAGCUCUCACUGGAAUACGGGUUGAGCCAGUAAAGAAAGCUCUGUUAUGCCAAAAAGCAGAGCACGAUUUCCCGGGAAUGCCGUGUGGUAUCAUGGACCAGUUUAUAGUCACUAUGGGGAAAAAGGACCACGCUUUGCUCAUUGAUUGCAGAUCGUUAGAAUCGACCCAAAUUCCAAUGGAUUCUAAAGAAGCUGUGAUAUUGGUGGUAAAUUCCAAUGUUAAGCACCAGUUAACAGGGAGUGAGUACCCCCAGCGACGUGCCCAGUGCCAGCAGGCUGCAGUCAAACUGAAACUACCUUCGCUGAGAAGUGCUGAUAUUGAAGAUUUAACAGAACUAAAAUCUUUGCGAUGUGACGAAUUAGUAUACAAGAGGGCAAAGCAUGUGAUAGAGGAGAUCGCGCGUACCGAGGAAGUCGCCCAGCUGUUGCCACAGAAGGAUUUUGUUGCGGUUGGUGAGCGGUUCUACAAAUCACACGAAUCACUCAGUAAGUUGAUGGAAGUGUCUUGUCCAGAGUUGGAUCAACUAGUGGACAUCAUGCGCUCGUCACCAGGCGUUUAUGGUGCCAGAAUGACGGGUGGUGGCUUUGGAGGCUGUGUUAUUGCUCUGGUAAAGAGAGAACACGUGGAUGCAGUGAAAGGAAUAGUGCAAUCUCGCUAUAAGGGAAAGCCAGAUUUCUUCGUAUGCCAGCCAAGUGAUGGAGCACGGAUAUUAAAAUCGAAG
Messenger RNA from Brenthis ino (lesser marbled fritillary), 1173 nucleotides. The record is from the annotation of a GenBank genome assembly. NCBI's taxonomy places the organism in Eukaryota, Metazoa, Arthropoda, Insecta, Lepidoptera, Nymphalidae.